This is a messenger RNA of Colletotrichum acutatum, 1883 nucleotides long. RefSeq lists its product as uncharacterized. The coding region runs from base 222 to 1655 and encodes 477 amino acids. The transcript has 4 exons. NCBI's taxonomy places the organism in Eukaryota, Fungi, Ascomycota, Sordariomycetes, Glomerellales, Glomerellaceae. The record is from RefSeq and is a predicted model, not a curated record.
GCCGGGCAUUCGUACUUUAAGCCGUUUCAUAUCAAAUCAAACAGGCCAUUGUGCUCCAACUUAUCUCAAACCAUACUACAUAAACCUCGCAAGGACACAAAUCCCAGUAUUGAAAAAGAUCUAGAUCUUAGCUAACCCUCUUAGCCUUUGCAUUCAUCCAGAACCCGGUCUCAAGCUCAAAGAAAGACUCUUGCUAGCUACCACGCUGGCUAAAAGAGUUGAUGCCGCCAGAGCCAAGUGACGAUAUGGCUUUCCCUGUGGGACUGCCACUCCGAAAGUUAGAUCACAACUUCAACAAUUGCGAAGGAAGUAUCUUGUCAUUUGAUCAAAUGCGGAGCCUGACCAUGGCAAAUCCUCUUUGGCGAGAGUUCAUCAACAAUCGUUUAGCCCUCGAGCGUCGUUAUGGGCAGCUUCUACACUUACAAUAUUUUGGUGGCUUUGUACCAAUCCACUACGGGACCUCAACCAGCAGCGCCAUGGGUCCAGAAACUGUGGUCAAACUACUUCUGACGCUUGCAGAACUUUCAAUGUCCGAAUCUUCAGACUCAUCUGAGAGCCCCUUCACAGAUGAUGACGAUACGCUGAAAAGAAUGGGUUGGGAGGAUAUACAUGCAAAGCAGCCUCGCUGGGCACUUUUGUCUGACACGUACGCCGCAGCAACAGCCGUCUCUAAUAGAACACCAGGACACAAAACUUCACUCCAAUUUGCAGGCUCUCCGAAGCCUUACGGGAGCAACCCUAUCCUGAUCCAUAUUGAUGGCGUCUCUGAUGACGAACUUAGUGAUCAACUAUUCGUCGCCAGAGAAGCGGGGUGCAUUGGUAUUGUCAUUGAGCUUGUGGAAACCCAGUUCAAUGGGAGAGUCUUGGAACCCAGUCUGCUCAGCCGGCUGAGCACCAUGUGCGCGGAGUUCCAAUUGCUAUUAGCAGUAGAUGAAACUCUGACUGCCAUACGUUGCGGUGCACCCUUUUGCUUCCAACGGGAGGAGUACUUCGAUGUUGCAUCCCCCGACCUCGUCUUUUUUGGUAAGGCUACUGGCUCUCAGGGAAUUGCCAUUGGCUUUGAUGGGCAGUUUGUCAAAAGGUUUGAUCUCUCGGGGAGUUCACGAGGCCGGGCUGUUCGUAAGUGGCAGAACAACUUCCAAAAGCCACUGCCGACUGCAGACCUCAUUCAGGCCAUGGCCACGAUCGAUAUUGCAGUCCAGGGAAACUUUGUGAUGCUGAGUAGAAUCAUCGGACAGACCGUUCGCAAGUUUGUGCUCGAACAGGCGGCGGAACGAGGACAUGAGGUGACUCCUCCGGACAUUCUUGGAGGGUUAGAGAGCCUAAUCUUUGUGAGGAAGGAUAUUGCUGGAGAGAUGCUGGUCAUGGGCGCGAGAACGGCUGGCUCGUGGAUACCUUGGGUUAAGUGGCUCCCUAGACUUGAGAAAGAUAUGACGAGAAGCGAGGUGCUCGAAGAAGUCAUUGGCAGAAGUAGCAGAUCAGCUCGCGAGGGGCUCUCUAAUUUGCUGGUGAAGCGAGGAUCUAAGCCGACUUGGUGUUUUUGGUGCGGGAACCGAACCACAGCGAGGAAAGACGACUGGUGUCGGAGGUGUUGCAUUGGCAUGUGUUAUGAGGACGUAUGUGGGCGUCACUUCUUUCGGCAUGAUUGUAUCUAAACCAAGUUGUCUCUAAGCAUUUCAGAUAGCUAGGAUCACUAUUUACACCUUCCUCUUGUAGAUCUCGGGGAAAUAAAAUAAAGGAGGGGCGUUGGUCUCUGGUAGAAAAGUCUACUUACUUACAUGUACUCAGUUAGGCGUACACUGCUCACAACAAUAGGUUUACACCGACAUGCGUACUUUCUACUCCAUGACAAAAGAUUUCACAACCAAAGACUCUGCUCGCAA